AUGCGUAGGAAUAAACAGCGCCUUGUUAUUGAUCUAGGUAUGCACUGCAGUGGUUUUCGUUUCUUACGUGCUAUUCGUAUGAUGAACAUACCUGAUAUAUUACAGUAUAUGGGUGUUAUCCAGCGUCCAAGAUCAAUACGAUUUAUUCAGGUAGCAUCAAAAUUUAUUGCUGUUGGGUUUGCGGCUGCAGGAGCUGUUCAUCUGAUACGAUUUGUAUUUGUUUACGAAAAUACUGUUGGAAAUAGUCUGGAUUGUGUAUCGAACCACGGCACAAAGGGUUUAUCUGGUGUUCAUCAAAUUCAAAAGCACAAAGUGGUUUACAUAAUCCAUUAUUAA
Messenger RNA from Didymodactylos carnosus, 336 nucleotides. The record is from the annotation of a GenBank genome assembly. NCBI's taxonomy places the organism in Eukaryota, Metazoa, Rotifera, Eurotatoria, Philodinida, Philodinidae.